Molecule: messenger RNA, 1425 nt
Organism: Gossypium arboreum
Lineage: Eukaryota; Viridiplantae; Streptophyta; Magnoliopsida; Malvales; Malvaceae
Product: cyclase-associated protein 1-like
Biological process (GO): regulation of adenylate cyclase activity; cytoskeleton organization
Cellular component (GO): cytoplasm
Molecular function (GO): adenylate cyclase binding; actin binding
Source: RefSeq, marked provisional
AUGGAGGCGAAGCUGAUAGAGAGGCUGGAAGCCGCGGUGGCUCGGCUGGAGUCUCUAUCGGCCGGUGGAAUCUCGGAUAGGGGAUUACCGGACGGUGUUGAUGAGGUGUCUUCGGAUCCUUCGAUUUUGGCGUUUGACGAUCUGAUGGCUCAAUAUGCGGCUAGGGUUUCGGCUGCUGCCGAGAAGAUUGGAGGUCAAGUGCUGGAUGUGACUAAGCUAGUUCUCGAGGCAUUCUCUGUUCAAAAGAAACUUCUUAUCGAGAUCAAGCAGACUCAGAAACCUGAUAUGGCGGGCUUGGUCGAAUUUCUCAAACCACUGAAUGAAGUGAUCUUGAAGGUUAAUGCUAUGACGGAAGGGAGGCGAUCUGAUUUCUUCAACCACUUGAAGAGUGCUGGAGACAGUCUUUCAGCUUUAGCAUGGAUUGCUUACACAGGCAAAGAUUGUGGUAUGAGCAUGCCUAUCGCACAUGUGGAAGAAAGUUGGCAGAUGGCUGAAUUUUAUAACAACAAGGUUCUUGUAGAGUACAGAAACAAAGAUCAGAUCCAUGUUGAAUGGGCCAAAGCUUUGAAGGAACUGUAUUUACCGGGUCUGAGGGAUUAUGUCAAAAGCCAUUAUCCUCUUGGCCCGGUAUGGAGUGCUUCCGGUAAAAAGGCAUCUAGUGCUCCGCCAAAAGCUCCUCCACCAGGGGCCCCUGCACCUCCUCCCCCUCCACCUGCUUCUCUUUUCAGCUCAGAACCUUCUCAGCCUUCUUCAUCAAAUCCAAAACAAGGGAUGUCAGCUGUUUUCCAAGAAAUUAGUAGUGGGAAUGUCUCUGCAGGCCUGAAGAAGGUUACUGCUGAUAUGAAGACAAAGAACCGUACAGAUAGAACAGGUGUUGUUAGUGCCAGUGGAAAGGAAACACGUUCAAGCUCCCCUUCUUUCUCAAAAGCCGGACCACCCAAACUAGAGCUGCAAAUGGGUCGCAAGUGGGCUGUUGAGAACCAAAUUGGAAGAAAGAACUUAGUUAUUGAUGACUGUGAUGCCAAACAGUCUGUGUAUAUUUAUGGAUGCAAAGAUUCUGUUUUGCAGAUUCAGGGGAAAGUCAACAAUAUAACCAUUGACAAAUGCACUAAGAUGGGAGUGGUAUUUAAGGAUGUUGUGGCUGCUUGUGAGGUAGUAAACUGCAAUGGUGUUGAGGUGCAAUGUCAGGGUUCUGCUCCAACAAUUUCAGUGGACAACACAUCUGGCUGUCAGUUGUACUUAAGCAAAGACUCUUUAGGGACAUCUAUAACAUCAGCAAAGUCAAGUGAGAUCAAUGUGUUGGUGCCUACCGGACCUGAUGGUGACUGGGGGGAGCAUUCAUUGCCGCAACAGUAUAUCCAUGUAUUUAAGGAUGGUCAAUUUGAAACUACCCCCGUGUCGCACUCAGGAGCAUAAAUGAGACCU